Messenger RNA from Lycium ferocissimum, 735 nucleotides. RefSeq lists its product as uncharacterized. NCBI's taxonomy places the organism in Eukaryota, Viridiplantae, Streptophyta, Magnoliopsida, Solanales, Solanaceae. The transcript has 3 exons. The record is from RefSeq and is a predicted model, not a curated record. Bases 1 to 735 code for a protein of 244 amino acids.
AUGGCCUUCAGGUAUGCACAUAUAUUGCCAGUUACUAUUAUUGGAGCCAUUGUUAUUACUGAUUGUUAUAGCCCUGUAUGGCAUUGUCUUCGUUGGUUUCAUCGCGAGACAAAGUUGGUAGUAUUCACAGCUUACAGAAAGCUCUGUCGAAAUUUUCAUAAGAUCCCUGAGAGUUUAAAAUUCGAGGAUGAAUAUUACAAGUCAGGAGAUAAGUGGGAAGGUCAAGGAGCAAGAUUCCAGAGAAAGUAUGCUUUGCAAUUGAUCUUUGAUGUUGGAUUGAGUGGUGCCAAAUCAGUGAGUACACCAUUAGAACUAAAUCUCAAACUUACCAAACUUGAAUAUGAUCAAGAAGUUGGAAACACUGGAGAUGCUAAGUUGGAAGACAUCACAAGUUAUCAGAAAAUUGUAGGAAAACUCUUAUACUUAACCAUCACUAGACCUGGUAUAUGUUUUGGAGUACAAGUAUUAAGCCAGUUUAUGCAACAUCCCAAAGUUUCACAUUGGGAAGAUUCUUUGAGGAUGGUGAGAUAUAUCAAGAAGUCAGCAGGCUUAGGAGUCAUUCUUAGAAGAGGCAGUGUUCCUCAACUAUUUGGUUAUUAUGAUUCAGAUUGGGCUGCUUGCCCAAAUACCAGGAGAUCUUUCAUUGGUUAUGUUGUAAAACUAGGAGAAUCUCUUAUUUCUCGAAAGUCAAAGAAGCAACCAACAGUUAGUAGAAGUUCAGCUGAAGCUAAAUAG